Messenger RNA from Paramecium pentaurelia, 1422 nucleotides. NCBI's taxonomy places the organism in Eukaryota, Ciliophora, Oligohymenophorea, Peniculida, Parameciidae. The record is from the annotation of a GenBank genome assembly.
AUGAAUAAAAUUAUUGAUUCCAUUGAAAAAUUAGAUCUCUUUGGAGUACCUGUAAACUUAUUAACAAAUGAAAAUGAACCUAAAUUUAAAAGUAAAUUAGGAGGAUUAAUUUCACUUUUGGUUGGGAGUACUAGUUUGGUUUACUUUUUUUAUAUCAUGAUAUUAUGGAUAAAUAAUGAAAUUCCACCUAAUGUGAAUGCAAAAUAACAAACAACUGGAUAUUCAGAAUUUAAAUGGACUGAACCUUUGAUCACAUUUAGUUUAUUUGACUUUUCCUCAGAAAUUGAUCCUUUUAGAAAAGAAAAAAAUAUCAUUACUCCUCUAUUAUUCACACUUGUUGAUAGUAGAAUUGAAGAAUAACCUAUUUUUUUAUUUAGUACAGAAGAAAAUCCUAGAUAAUUUGUUUUUGAAGAAGGGUCUUUAAUUUUGAAUAAUGCUUAUGGAAAGGAUGAAAUACAUUAAGAGAUGAAAUAAUAUUUACUUGUAUUUGCUGUUUGUUCAGAUGAAUUAAAAAUAAAUGGAAGAAAUUGUGCAGAUACUAAAGAAAUAUAAUAAUAUAUAGAAAAAGAUCAUGGAUUUCUAUUUUUAACAAUUAAAUUACAUCAACUUAAUUAUAUUACAAGAGAAUUAGAAUCUUUUGAGAAAUAAUACUAUUCUGCUUUUGAUCCAAGAAGAACAAUGUAUUCUUAAGUUAUGUUAAAAUAAUAAGAAACUAUAAUAGAUGAUGGAAUUCUUUUUGAUAAAUUGAGACAUUAUUUUUUCUUGAAUAAUUAUGAAAUUACAACUUAACCAGUUGAUAGUGAUUUUAUGCCUUCCUAAAUUUAUUUUAUGUCUAAAGGAUAAUUUAAAUUAAAUGCAAUCAAUUCUUAUUUAUUUAGAAUUGACAAUAUAUCUAUAGUUGAAAAUGUAAUUAUGCCUAAAUUAGGAUAAAUAUUAGCAUAGAUAGGAUCAAUAGUAUAAUUGAUUUUUAUCUUAUAAUAUCUUGCUGUUUACUAUAAUAAAUAAUUAUUUGAAAAUUAUUUAAUUCAUGAUAUCAUAACAAUGUAUUAUCCAGAAUUUAAAGAAUUAUCAUUAAAUUGGUUUAAUCAAAUAAAAUUCAAUGAAAAAGAAAAUUCUAAAUUUCCUAAAUAGAGUGUAAAUUAAGCUUAUAAAAUUUUAUAAAAAGGGGCAAAACAAAAAUGUAGAUUAAACAAUAUAUUGUAUGAAAUAUCAAGAUUGCAAUUUGUUUUUCAAUAGCAAUUAGGAAAUAAAGUAUUUUAAGUUUGUCAUUCUUUAGGAGGGUUGAUGUCUGAAAAUUUAUUUGAAAGUUUAAAUAUUAAAGAAUCGAAUCGAAUGGUGGUUUAUCCUUUUGAUUCAUUUGAAUAAGAUUAAAAUAAAGUAAUUAAUAUUGAACCUUUAGAAUUAUUAAUAAAAUAAAAUUGA